Owenia fusiformis is the source of this 1036-nucleotide messenger RNA. The record is from the annotation of a GenBank genome assembly. NCBI's taxonomy places the organism in Eukaryota, Metazoa, Annelida, Polychaeta, Sabellida, Oweniidae.
CUCUUAUGGUGAUCUUGAAUUUUUGUUUGCAAUUUUUGAGAGUUUGCUCAUUCAUGAUAGAAUCAUAAACACAGAAUAGAAUCAUUACUCAUUAAUAUGGCAUCUGACCGAGAUUCUGAUCAGAUGGAUUUAACACAAUGUGCGGACAGCGCUCGCACGAGCCCAGAUAAUACUGUUUUUAUAAAAGGGGAUAAUAAAGAAAUAGAUAAUCCCUUGGCCUCAGAUAACACUGUUGUGUGGCAGAAUGAAAUGCGCCUUGCUCCAGGGCCUGGUGCUAUUUCGAAAAAUUUAGAAUCUGCCAGAGUGCCAAAAAGUACAGGCUAUUGGUCACGGGAGAAUGAUUCAUUGUUCAGUCCCGUAAAUGAGCACUCCAAUGAGGAAAUAAAGCCUGCUCCUCGAACAUCCACAGCGAUGCGUUCCUCAGAAGUUGAAAAUGCUAAAUCAAUGAGUGAACAAAUUGGCUAUUUGUGGAGUAAUAUUGAGCUCAUAAACCAUAAAUUUGAUAAAAUUGAUACCAAGUUGGAUGUGAGUGCUCUUGAGAGAAAUGUUUCCAUGGCAGUGACUCAAGCGUUGGUCCCUGUUCUGAAAACAGGUGUUACUUCAGCAGUUGCUGAUGCAAUGGCGCCAGUAAUAGAAAUGAGUCAAAAUCAAAAUUUAGCCAUGCAAGAGCAAAUGAAUGCAAGUCUCUCCCAACAGAAAUCUGAAUUGCUCCAACUGAUAAAAAAUAAGUCUGUAAGGGAAGAGCAAACUUCACAUGAAGUGAAGUUAUCAAAUAUGCAUGAUAAUGAAAAAUCUCAUGUGGAGCAACGAAGAGGAGUUUCUAAGAGGAAAGAGUGCGCUCUUUCUCCUCCUCCUCGGCCAUAUGCUCUAAAAAGACAGAGCGCAUUUUAUCAGCCUCAUUCUCAUAGAGAAAAUGAGUUGCUUGCUCCUGAGCAAAAAGUACCUGCUAGUGUAUACGCUCAGCCAGGUGAGAGAAAUGUUAUGUUUGCUCCUCCUAAUACGCCAACUUCUGAGCGAAGUGAAUUGUAUAGGAGUG